AUGGCGGCCGACGACGAUUCUGCUGCAGCCGCCGCCAAGGACGCGCAGGACCGUGCCGCCAAGGAAGCUGAAGACCAACGCCUGGCUGCUGAAGCCGAGGCAGCGCAUCGUGAGGAGGAGGCACGCCUCCGCGCCGCCGCCCUCGACGAGUACGAGCAGGCCCAUGAAGCCCUCUGGGCGCAGGCCACCGCCGUCGUCAACGUGAAGGCCCUGAUCCCCAUCGUCCUGGACAAGGCCACGGACUCCUACACCAAAUGGCGUGGCAUCUUCCUCACCGUGCUUGGAAAAUAUGCACUGACACGGCACGUUCUCGAGGAUGAAGUCUUCACGCGCCCAGCCUGGGUCCAGACGGACUGCUGUGUCCUCACAUGGAUCUACGGCACCGUCUCAAGCGAUUUGCAGCAGUCGCUGAUGAUACGCCAAGGUUCUGCACGUACUGCAUGGUGCUACCUGGAGGAUGAGUUUCUCGGACAAAAGGAGACUCGUGCUCUUCUCCUCGAAACACAGUUCCGCAAUCUUCGUCAGGAGUCUCUGAGCAUCACCGACUACUGUCGCCGCCUCGAGUCCAUGGCUGCAUCCCUCGCCGAGUUCGGUGACCCCAUCGGCGAUCGCCAAAUGGUGCUCACGCUCCUCCGCGGCCUCAACGGCAAGUUCCGCCAUAUGGUGUCCAUCCUCAAGAUGCAUCGUCCGUUCCCGACGUUCCCGGAAGCCCGGACACACCUCCUGCUGGAGGAGCUAGAGAUCGACGCUCAUCCUCCGUCUCCCCCAGCCGCCCUUGUCGCUGCGACGCCGCGUCCAGCAGCGUCUGGCCCUCCAGCGCCACCUGCGGCCUCGCGUCCUGGAGCGCCGCAGGCUCCUGCUCGAUCUCUCGGUGCGCCCGGGGCGCCCACCGGUGGCCAACGCAACAGCCGCCGCCGCGGCCGCGGUGGGCGCGGUGGUACCCAACCAGCGCCUACUGGUGGCGCACCACCCGGCUUUCCUGGCGGCGCUCCCCCUGGUGGUGCUCAUGGUGUACAACCCUCCUUCGCGCACCCGUGGGCCGGCACGCUGCAGAUGUGGCCCUACGGGCGUCCACCACCACCGCCGCCGGCGUGGUUCACUGCUGUUCCUCAGUACGGUGUUCCGGGUGGGCACACCUACGGGACCGGCUACGCUGCACCGCCACCGCAGUACGCCUACGGGGGAGCUGCGCCCUCACCGCCAGCGUUCCAGGGGCCCAUUCCGGCCUAUCAGAUGCCCGGAGGGAUGCCAUGGAACCCCACACAUGGAGGCACCUGGAACGCAGACUCCUUGGCGCAGUCCUUCAACACCAUGACGCUCACUCCGCCGGCAUCGUCUGAAUGGUACGCCGACUCCGGUGCUGGUUCACACAUGACUGCGGAUGCUGGAUUUGCAAACCAGGAACGUGAUCGCCAGGUGCAAUAGCUCUGGCGACCUCUACCCGUUCUACCCAUCUACCACCAGCACCUCCGCACUCAUCGCUGCACCUACCUCGCUUUG
This is a messenger RNA of Sorghum bicolor (sorghum), 1500 nucleotides long. Its product is annotated as programmed cell death 6-interacting protein-like. The transcript is spliced from 3 exons. The record is from RefSeq and is a predicted model, not a curated record. Lineage: Eukaryota; Viridiplantae; Streptophyta; Magnoliopsida; Poales; Poaceae. Bases 1 to 1425 code for a protein of 474 amino acids.